GUUGUUUCCUUGUCUCUGGUUUGGGGUUUCUUCUUUGUCUUGCCAAAGCUGUCAGACGGCUGUGUGCCAUAUAUAAGCCUUUUAGGAUUAUAAUAUGUUUUGAAGUGAUAACUGUUCACAUUAAUCCCUCUCUUUUACUGUAAGAGUUGGCUUUUUUAAUAUGUGUGCUGAUUAAAGAAAAAUAAGUAUUUUUGUAAUGUCUGAACUUUCUGUGUGUAAUUUGCUGUAAAGUUCUGAAGAUUUAGCCCACCUGUUUGGGAGGUGGCUAAAUAGUGAAGAACUGGAUUUACAUGUAAUUUCAGAGUGAAAGAAAAGAUUAAAUAACACUGUGUUACCAUCUAUCUUAUUUUUUAAAUAAAACAGAUCCAAAUUGAGCUUGUGUGGCAAGGGACCAUCACAGUAAAAUCAUUAUUAGAUGUUAUAUUACAAUGGCUUGUAGACAUUUAGCAUCGCUGUCAUUUUGUUCAGAUCUGCUCCCUUGGUUCCCAUUUCCUAAAUCCUAUUUUUCUUUGAUACCAGGGAAUAAUUCCCCGAGUGUUGUCCAGUGAUUGCUUAUGUAUAUGCACUUUGGUUUGUGAGUCAUUUUAUUCACUUGAGUAGCCCCACUGUCCUCGGUGGGCCUACAUGCGUGCCUAAGAACUUGAGAAUGCUGAUGAGCAUAAAGAAUACAAUUUGGGCAUGUAAUGGUUGACAAGCAGUUGUUGUUUUGUUUCUUGUCUCUCUUAGGACUCAUUUGCAUUGCCUCCAGUGGCAACUUUUGUGAGCAUUAGUAGGGAAGGUCUAGAAGCUGGAGGCAGUCAUACCAAAUCCCAGCCUGCAGAGCUUUCUCAUAUCCAUUGUAAUGACAUAGAUUGCAGAUGCAAGGAUAUAUUUUUCUCUUAUUUUAAAUAAAUCCAUGCAUUGCUUGACUUUACUCAAAUACAACAUUGGUCUGUGUAGUGCUGUUUGAGCAUCUUCAACACAAUAGAAUAUAGCCAAGUGAAAUCACUAGAAAAUAUAUGCACUUUUUAAAUUGUAGGGAUUUGGAUUUAACCAGAAUCAGUGCUUUGGAAAUAACCAGAAAUUGAGAUUAGAAAUCCAUUUUUUCCCCCCACAAUGUUUUUCUGUUUGACUUUUCAACAAAAGAAGUUGAAUGUUGCUGUAGUGCAUCUUAUAGUUGUCCGAGCAAUUGUAUUUACAGAAAAGUUAAUGGUAUUACUUGCUGGUUGCAGAAUCAGUAAGACAGGCACUUUGGAAUUAAAACAUAAUUAAUUAAUUAGCAAUUUAAAACUGGAGAAUUGUGAUCAGCAGCAGAUGGUCUCUUAUACAGCUUUAAUAGAGCUUAGUAGACAGUGGCUUUUGUGGCGACAAGCCUUUUGAAAUCUUUCGCAUCUUCAAAGUAAUUCAGAGCUUUGGUUCAAGAUUGUUUCUUCUUUGUAAAAGGAGUUCUAUUUAGUCAGAGUUGCGGAAGCAUAAACUCUGAAGAAGGAUGUUGCACCAAGUGUUCAACUUGCCAGUAAGGUGGUUAAGCUAAAGAUUUGAGAACAUGUUUGUCAGUGUACACACAUGGCUGGUAAUCUCCACACAGUUUGCAUUCUGUCUUCUGUUUCUAACCUAUAUUAUAAAGCAGUUAUGGGCAGUCGUUUUUUUUGGAGUAGGGAAUAAGUUUGUUUACUAGUUAUGAGCAUUAAUUGUGGAAUACCUCUGUUGGUAUACCAAGCUUUCUUGCAUACAUAAAUCGCUUUGUUGUGGAGUCCAGUAGUGUCUUGAUCAGAGGUUUGUUAUUGUCACUGGGAUUAGAGUUCUUGUUUAAGUCAGAGUUCUGGACCCUUAGGGUAGACUUUCUCCAAAAGAGUGCUGCUUUAAAAACAUAUCUGCUGGUCUUGUUGAUGCUGUGUAAUCUUUGUGAAUUAAGAGACAGUGGAGCAGAAGGCAGCCAUGCUUUAGUUGAGCUUGCAUAAAAGGAAAAGUAUGUAGCUAGAAUGAAUAAAUUGUGUCUUUGUUUAAGUCUGUGCAAGUCUGAGACACUUCAAAGGAUGCAACUCACCUGGAGAUGCAUAUGAGAAUUACAUACUAAUAGCAAGUGUAAGUAUCUUGUCAAAAGAACAAGAUGGUGACUCAGUGUGAGGAGGGUUGGCAGAGGCAGCCUUUAAUUGAGGAGAAAUUGGUCACUGUAAACCAAUUAUGUCUUAUUUUUAAUGAUGGGUUUCAGAGAACAGCAAAUGAGUGCAGUAUGAUCUUGGCUGAUAACGUGUGCUUUUCUUGUUGGAUAAAAACCCAAAAGCCUGAGGAUAUGAAGUUGUUUGCAGAAGUUUCACUUUUUUUUCCCCUCACCCUCCUCUGAAGAGGAAAAAGUAGGCUAUGCCAGUGGAAGAAACUCCGCUUUUUCUGUUGGUAAACUGAUCAAUGUUUGAACAUAUUUUGUCUUCGGGGACUAACACAGGGGUUGGUAACUUGCAGGGUAGAGAAGCAUCCCUCACUCUUUCUGUACCUUGGCAUUUAAUAUUAAAAGCAAACUUUUAGGUUUAACAUAUUUGAACUUGUACUAGAUAGGGUUAAUAGGCUAGAACAAAAGGUCAAAGCAUAAGGCAUUAGGCUUAAUUAAGGGAGAGCAAGAGUGGCGGGAGUAUGUGACAGUUAAAUGGGUUUCCCACAGACUAAUGUCUGUUACAGUGCAACCAUGCCUCAACUUAAGUGGGUUAUUUUGUGCAAAGGGCAGCCUCGAUUAGCAGUUUGACAUGCCAGACGUUUCUGGCCAAUCCCAUCUGUUUUGGAGGUUAAAAAGCAUACCUUUAUGAGUUGAUUGAUUUGUGUGCCCGUCUGGUAAAGAUUAGGAGUCCAAGGCCGAUGCUGUAAAUGCCAGUUAGAGAAUAUUGUACUUUCUUAGCCGCUCUUUGUUUAAACUGUGGUGCAAUGGGGCCAGCAGCUCUAGAAGUGACCGCACGGCAGGAGUGCCACGGUGAGAGCUGGGAACCAGAAACACUCAGGGAGGAGCGUUUCCUCCUUCCUCAGGGAGGAGUGAACACCAGAUUCACAAAGAUCCUGCAUUGACAUUUGAAAGGAAUUUUAUGUGCUUGGUGGAGAUGGAAAAGGAAGAAAAGCAAGCUGGCCUCCAGAAGAAAGAAGGCAGUGAAUAUUUAAUGGAACUUUUUUUCUGUGAAGCCAUGUUUUGAGUGUUCCUCCUAGACUUCAUCCAUAAUAUCCUAGAUAUCAGCUGAUUGCUAUGAUUGGAAACCUGGCUCAUCAAACAGUGUACACUGGGAGAAGCCUGCCUACAUUUUCUAUUGUUUCUGAAAGUCUCUAAGAAAACACUGUAGACAUCUACCUGUUAUUAACUCUGCAUCUUGAUUGAGCAAAACCAGUAUUUGAAGUGAACAGAAACAGAGCCUUUUUGGAAACUUUUAUUGAACAUGACUCAUGGAGAAGAGCUUGGCUCUGAGAUGCACCAGGAUUCUGUUGUUCUAACUUACCUAGAGGGAUUACUAAUGCAUCAAGCAGCAGGAGGCUCAGGUACUGCAGUUGACAAGAAGUCCACUGGGCAUAGUGGGGAGGAUCAAAACUUUAAGAUUUCAGGAAAUAGAUUUCCCAGCUGUCAGAGUAAUGGUCCAGUUCUUAACUCAAAUACGUAUCGGGGAUCUGGCAUGCUGCACCUCAAAAAAGCAAGACUGUUGCAGUCUUCAGAAGACUGGAAUGCAGCAAAGAGAAGGCGGUUGUCUGAUUCCAUUGUGGAUUUAGAUGGAAAAAAGGAAGCUUUGUUGGCUGGCAUGGUUGAAAAUGUGCCUAAAGGCAAACAGGAUAGCACAUUACUUGCCUCUUUGCUUCAGUCAUUCAGCUCUAGGCUGCAGAGUGUUGCUCUGUCACAGCAGAUUAGACAGAGUCUUAAGGAGCAAGGGUAUUCCCUUAGCCAUGAUUCUUUACAAGUGGAAAAAGAUUUAAGGUGCUAUGGUGUUGCAUCCAGCCACCUGAAGACUCUGCUGAAGAAGAGCAAAGCAAAAGAUCAGAAGCUGGACAACAGCCUGCCUGAUAUCACUAAGAACCUGCCCAAAGAGAGGUUUAUCGAAUCUCCUCAUGCAGUGCAGAGCAGCCCCAAGGUGAUGAAUGAGCCCCUGUCGUGUGCUGCGAGAUUACAAGCUGUUGCAAGCAUGGUAGAGAAACGAUCCAGUCCUGCUGCUUCGCCCAAGCCCAGCGUAGCGUGCAGCCAGCUGGCUUUGCUCCUUUCCAGUGAGGCCCACUUGCAGCAGUACUCCAGGGAACAUGCUUUAAAAGCACAAAAUGCCAAUCAGAUUGCAAGCGAGAGACUUGCAGCAAUGGCCAGACUACAAGAAAGUGCUCAGAAGGACAUAGGCCAGUUUGGUUUGGCCAAAGGAAUGACAAGCCAUCUCAAUGGUCAAGCAGGAUCAUCCCCUAAAACAGUCGCUAGCAAAGGCAAUAUGGCACCGUUUCAGAAUUCAGUGGGAAUCAUGCACUCACCUCCCAAAACUGUGGGAUACAAAAGUACUGUGGAAAGGAGUAACCUGAAAACCUCUCCCAGCAACAGUUUGCUCUUACAUCUGCUGAAAAGCCAGAAUACCACCAAGCACAUGAAAGGGCGUGAGCAAAGUGAGAGAGCCAGCAUUUUUGAAGACAGCAGCACACCAACAACUGUUGAUGAGUAUUCAGACAACAAUCCCAGUUUUACAGAAGACAGCAGUGAUGAUGAAAGCUCCCAUUCUAACUGUCUUCCUAUAGACCUCUCCUUUAAACAGAGGACAGAUAAACCAGAUGCAGGUCCACCUGCAUCACUGGAUAACCUGACUCAGUCCUUGCUUCGUAACUGGGAUCCAAAAGUUUCCUGUCCGGAGAACAAGGAAGAGAAAGACACUCCGAAAGCCUCUAAGCUAAAUCCCCACCAGAAGGUAACACUACUUCAGCUGUUACUUGGGCAUAAGAGUGAAGAACAGGUAGACAAGAGUAAUGAUCCUCAGGGACCACACAGUACAGCUGAUGUGGCAAAAUUCACUGUACAGACUGGGAAAAGGACUCCUGUUGCUGACAGUCCCAGUGCCAACCGAAUGACUCCGUUAAGCACUCCACCCUUGCUGGCUUCUACAAAAGCAGACUCUCCUAUAAAUCUCUCACACCAGUCGCUGGCUGUCAAGCGGAGCUCGCCGCCCUAUGCCUGCAGCAUCCAGCCGGACAGACUGAUGAAUUCUGCAUCUAAACACUUGAUAGACCUGUCCAAAAGCAAGGAAAUCCAAGGAGCUAAGCUGAACAGGACUGAUAGUCCCCAGAACUCCUCAGCAUUCAGUGCCAGCAAGCUGCUGCAGAACCUGGCUCAGUGCGGCAUGCAGAGUUCCAUGUCAAGUGAGGAACAAAGAGCUAGCAAACAGCUGCUGGCAGGGAACAUGGAUAAACCUGUGGGCUUGAUUGAUAGAUUGAACAGCCCUCUGCUUACGAAUAAAUUGAGUAUGCAUGAAGAAAAUAACAAAAUAUUCAGUUGUCAGCCCGCACCCGCACCGGCUGAACAAGGACUUCCAGGUUCGGAAAUAGAAAAUCUCCUUGAAAGGCGCACUGUCCUUCAGCUGCUUCUGGGAACUCCCAAUAAAGGUAAAAGUGAAAAGAAAGAGAGGAUGCUUUUAAGAGAUGAAAGUUCUCAAGAACAGGCAGACAAGGCUUUGAAUGAGCAAAUAUUGACGGUGAAAAUAAAAACUGAACCAUCUGACGAAUCAAAUGUUCCUUAUAAUUCAAAUGCACAACAAGUAAGAGAAUGCAAGGGUAACAAAUUCCAAGGGUUUGUUCAUUCACUGCAGAGAAACACAGCUGCUUCUCCAGCAUCCGAGGAGGUGAAAUCUGAGCCUCUUUCACCUCAAGAUUUCUCUUUUUCCAAAAAUGGCCUGCUAAGUAGGUUGCUGAGACAGAAUCAAGACAAUUACCCUGCAGAUGAGCUGGACAGGAGUCACCGAAACAACGAGCUGACACACCUUGAAUCCAAGAGUCUUUGCACAGUACCGAAGAAGAGGAAGCUUCAUGCUGAGCCUUUGGAAAGCCCAUUAAAAAAGGUGAAAAGUAGUGUGUCUGAUGCUGGAAACAAUCACACUUCUCCUACUGAGGCGCUGUACGGGCCUUUGCUUAACCAGCAAGAACUGAAAUUCAGCAGAAAUGAUGCUGAAUUUAAAUAUGCUGUAAGUCAUGGUUCAAAUAGUGAAACUGAAAAUAGGAGUUGGUCUAGAGAUAGUAAAGGCUUUAAUGUGUUGAAACAGCUGCUUCUCUCAGAAAACUGUGAGAGAGAUCUGUCACAACAUAGGAAUAACAUACUAACAGAGGGCAAGAAAAAAGGAAACAAAACCAGUGCAACAAUCAAUAAACCUGAAUUCACCAUUUCUUCAGUAAGAUCAUUGGUGGGAAGCCCUGUGCAGCAGAACAAUUGUGUAGAUCACAGAACAUUUCAGUAUCCCGUAGCAGUAAAAAGUCCAGCCAGCUCCCCCUUCCCUGAGCAUGUGGGGAGUACGGUGUCCAGGCUGGAGUCUGACCAGUUCAGCAUGUGUUCCAUGCCCAGUGAGAAGGGCCCCAUCAGGUGGGUGAUCACGGGCAUGGACAAGAAUGAUUAUGAGAAAGACUCUCCGAGACUGACCAAAACCAAUCCAAUAUUGUACUACAUGUUACAGAAAGGUGGCAGCUCUGUCAGCAGCCAAGAAGCACAUGACAAAGAAAUUUGGAAUGAACCCUCAUUUACCGAGAGCUCAACUCGGGUUACAAUCAAAGAGGAGUUGACAUCUGACGCAGAGCUCAAAACUCCUUUCACUAACUUAAGAAGCCCUUACAACAGCCAUAUGGGGAGUAACACCUCUCAUCAGCAUGGUGGUGUGAAUGGAGAAGUGCAUGGACUUCUGGAAAAAGUGCGAACAAUCAAAAAAGAGCCAGAAUAAACUGCAGCCUCCUCAGUGAGUUUACAAUCAGCGGUUUUGAAUCUUUGUUUAAAAAAAAAAAAAAAGAAAAAAGAAAAAUGAGUAUGAACUUCACUACUGUAUAAAUUGAGCAUGAUUUAAAAAGAAAAGCAUGGUCUAAUUGAAAUGUUUUCAUUUGAUAAACUUUUUAUUUUUCUGGUGAUGUUAUUUAAAAUACAUGUAGAUAAAAUUUGCUUUACAGUAGAUUGUCACAAGGAAACUAGAAGGGUUGUAAUUUGUACAAGACAUUUCUGUAUGUAUCAGAUUAAGUUAUGAGUACUCUUUGAUCAGAGUCUUAUUUGGAUUUGCAAGCUUUUGGUAUAACAUAAAGUGUAAGCGUACGGCCUAGGUGAUGGUAAUGCUGCGUUUCCUUCCUCCCUGUAAAAUAAUCCUUAUUUUUUGAAGCCUGAGCAUAGAGACAGCAUACUUUUUUUUUUUUUUUUUGAAUGUUUUAAUAUGUUUUGUGAAAUUUUAAGAAUAACUUUUAAGAAGUGGAGCAGUCCGUCCAAGGUAUUAGCUCAUCAUAUUGGAAAACCUGCGUCAGUGUUAAUAAUUGAAGUGCACUGAAAUGUAUUUUUUAGUGCUUCCAAAAUUUGUAUUGUUAUUUUUAAAUCUUGUUUGUGGUCCUGCCAGAAUAGUGGUGUAAAAUCUAUUUUUCUUCCUUGCUCUGCUCUCAACAAAUGCCUUCCUCAGAAUUCUUAGCCAUAGUUAUGAGUUACUAGUUAGAAUUAAGGGGUUUUUCUAGGUUUUUAUAAAAAGGCGGAUUUUCAUAGGCCGUGCAAAUACUGCAUGAGUCCUUUUGUCGGCACAUUCCUGUCGCUUUCCUGCCUAAAAGGGGAAAGCCAAAAUGCCUCUUGGAGUAGUGUGAUUGAGAAGGCUUAGUACGUGUAUUCAGUGAGGAAAAUGCUGGAAAGCUGAUGAAGGGGAUGAACAGAAUUGUGUGUUCAGCACCAUCCUGCUUCCCUGUGGAAGAGUACCAUCUGCACUAAAGCAGCACAUCAGACUUCCACUCUGAGAUGGAAUAGGAUUUUAAUGAAAAAUGUGUUGGCCUCUUCCUACAACCAGGGAAAAGAAUCUAUAAUCUGCCAAUAUUUAUUACUCUCUGAACAGCUGAUACAUGGUUUAAUGCACUACCCUUUCACUGCAGAAAAUCUGGCUUUAGAAUAAUUUUCCAGGUAGCACUGAGGAUAAAACUGUGGUUUUGUCAUGUUCUGUAAUGGAUAGUGGGAUAUAUCUGAGAAAUCCUUCCCUGCCCUUUUCCUCAAUCCCCACCUGUGCUGUGAUUUGUAACAUCUGGCAGUAUCAGCCUGAGAUGGGAGGAACUGAAAAUUGCAGUCAGAGCUGAGACAUUUUAAAAGAAUUGCUGGCUGGGGAAGAGUCGUGUGGCUCUGCUUUCCCGUUAGCACUGUCAGUGUUAACUCCAUUUGCAGCCCUUAUUUCUCUGGGGGCAGGAAGAGGACAAAAUCCAGUUGCUCUAAAUUAUAUGAAUUAUAGGCAAGCAGAAGUUGUGCUCAACUUUUUACUCCCUUUAAAAAAAAAAAAAAGUUCUCUGUGGCUUCUUGAUUUCACAGAUAAUCCUCUCUGCCAUCAGGAGGCAGCUAAGCAGUUGGCUUGCACAAAUAAUGGAAGCUGCACUCUUAUUUAAUUUUGUCUUGUUUUCACCAUUGCAAAGCCAAUGACAUGACAAAACUGCUGUUUGUGUCCAUCCCAUGUCUGCAUAGCAGACAUGAGUGACGGGACAUUUUGCUCUUUUCCAUCUGGUUUGGUUUCAGAGAUCCUUUUCCCAGACUCCUGGCUUGCUGAGACAGAGCAAGCUGUUGUCCCCCUCUUGUUCCUGUCCCCAGCCCGAGAUCAGUUCCUCCUCUUUCCAGUGCAGUUCCUGCUGAAAGGGACUUCUUCUGUCUGACAGCUGGAAAAUGCACCACUAUUCUGUUUUGCCUCCCUCCGGGGGAUACCUUCUUUUAGGGAACACAAAUAUUUGGCAGUAUCUGGUAUAAAACAUUCCCCCUGGUUUUUAUGAGAAAUAACAGAGCAAUUUAAAGAUAUAUUUUUAUGUUACUUUGGUGAAGCAUAAUAUAUUAAUGGGCUGUACAAAGAAGAUUUAUAUUUUAAAACCUUCACACAAAUCUAAUAUCAUUUUAAAUGUCAUUGUCUGAAGUAUAAUAUAAAAAUAAAACUUUGUUUCUCUUUAAUAUUGCAUUUAUAAGUAGCCCAAUGACAAUUCAGAUGUCUCAUAGAAUAAUCAUUAAUGAAAAAAAGUAUAUUUUGGAUUGACAGUGAAACUGAAUUCUUUUUAUAUGAGUCAACCCAGCAGAAAUAUUAAAAAGAUGGUAUUUGUUCCAUCCAUUAAAUGUCUUUUAAAGUCUUAAUUGAUUAUUUUUCUUGAAACAAUGUGUAUAUAGGUAGGAAAUAUAUACAAUAUAGAAUAAUAGAUGGUCCCCAGACUAAAUACAGGGCUAUAAUUUGCUUGAAGAGCUCCACAGAAAAAUGCAGUGUGAGAGGAUGUGGAAUUAUCUGGUGGAAAAAACUUCUCCAAAGCUAAGUUGAAAUGAAGAGUGGAGAAGAGAUUCUGACCCUAACAAAAAAUAAUACUGGAAUCGAGCAAUGCGCUGAACUUUGUAUUUAAUCUAGGGUAGUCUAUUGUUAUAAUAUAUACCUUUGAACAUUUAGUUUUGAAAGUUUUGUAAAACAGUAAAGUUAAAAUGUUAACAGUUUGACCAGUUAAGGAUUUAGCUUUCUUUUUAGUUGAUGUUAACAAAAGGGUAUUGCCAUUCUCACAGACGUCAGUAAACUCUAAUAUACAAGAAUUUAAGUUUGAGACAUGGUGUUCAUGGAAGAAUCUUUUCUCCUGUAGACAUUGCACUCUCAAACAGCAGGUAAGGCCCUUGAGAGAGGGCAGGAGAUGCCAAGGGAAUGCUCAGUCAGCUGCUAAGAGGGCAACUUUCUUCUCCUAUGUGGAAUUCUCCAGUAUCACUGGUGUUACUCUCUCCCUAGAGAAGAGAGGUCUUCUUUGAAUCUACCCCAUCCACAUUUACAGCAUUGACACCUUAGGACCAAAGGCUCUUUAAUUACUUCUUGUCUUGUAGCAUGGGUGAGUAAAAAGGAGUUGCUAUUUUUUUCCUUGGGGACUUUUCCAUCAGAAAAGAGGGGUGUGGGAGCUGGGUUUGUUGUCCCAGGAGGGACUGGUAGGGCUGGCCACGUUUUCCCAAGCAAGAAAAGAUCCCUGAUUUCCAGCAGUCCCUGUAGAUGAAUUGCAAACCAAGGUCAUCUCUUGAGUAGCCCUUGGUAACUCUCAGCAACUCCUGUUUCCUCUAGGCCUUUAGACUACAGAUUUGGAGCAAAAUGGGGUCCUGGCAGAUCUUGGCAGCAGCAGCUGUUUGGGCAGAGCAGUGCAGGAUCAAUGGGUGCUGUUGUGUGAUCUUGCCAUCUCAAAGGAGCAGGGAGGGAAGGGAGGGCAUAUCCCAGUUACAGCUAGCAGAGACUGCUGGGGGAAAGCUGGCUCCAGCUCUCAGUGAGGAAGCGAGUUAGGGAAUUGUCUCUAUACUACACUGAGAGUGCAGUUGCAGCCCCUUGGAACUUCAGCCUGAAUCAACUCUGGCCCCGCUUGGCUGGGAAGGCCUGGGGCUGCAGCAGUUGCAUUGUGGAGACCCUGGUGCCUUGCUCAAGGGGCAUCACCAGCGCCUGGUGGAGCACCCAAACCCGCUGGAUUUGGGGAUUGACUCGGAAUUGCCAUGCAGAUAUGCCUUUUCUUUCCACAGGGAGGUGUCUGGGACUCAGAUACCCACGUUUCUAGUGUCUCUUCUGCCAAAGCUUGAGGAAAAGAUGGUGGGUAAUGCUUGACUACAGAAUCAAAAGUGGAGAGCUGGAGGGCUUCUCUACUGAUACUACACAGCUGGGCAGCUCAGUUUGAGAGGUUUAUAUGAGAUCAAAAGGGAAUUCAGCCAUAACUUUUACUUUUCGUAGCCAUUUACUCUUAGUGAAGUUUUUAAAUUUUUGAUUUACAAAUGUUUUUAAAAGAAAGAAAUGAGCGGUUUAAAUUUUCCCUGUUAAAUGUUGGUGAAAGUAUUACAGCUCUCAUUGACGUCAGUGACAUGAUAUUACCAGUUUGUUCUCUGCCACAUCUUACAGAGGAGUAAACUGGUAAGUAUAUAUUAUAUAUAUAUUUAUAUAUAAUGUAAAUAUGUUGACUUGUUACACCUAUAAUAUGUUGAAAUUGGUUUUUAAAAGGUGAUGUAAAUAGUGGUUUCCUUAAUGAAAAAUACAUAUUUUGUAUUGUUCUAAUGCAAAGGAAAAAAAACUUUUAAUCUUUUUUGUUAUGUAUAUUCCAUGUAUAAGUGUAAAUAUGAUCACAUAGGUUUAAAAACUUUUGCAUGUAUGUAUACAGUUGCAAGUCUGGAAGAAUGUAUAGAAAAAUUCUUUUAUUUAAAGUUGUGAUUAACUGCUGCAUGAAAAGUGCAUGGGGGACCCUGUGCAUCUGUGCGUUGGCAAAAAAAAAAAAAAGUCUUAACAAGUCAGGUCAGUUCAAAACACAACAGUAUUCCACUUCUGGACAUGACUUCUGCUGUGGUAUUUUAGCUUUGUGAAAGAAUGUGCUUCAAUUCAAAAGGGUCUGGAAAAAAAAAAUGCAAACCUACUUUUAAUACAUGAAGUGCUCAUACAACUAUAAUAAGUCAUGUAAGUUCAGGACUCCAUUUUGCGUAAUUGAAAUAUUGUACCUGGACUAUUCCAUCCCUGUAAAACAAAGGAGUAUUGAUUUUCAUUGCCAUACAUAAGAAUUUGGGAUUUUACCACAACCAGUUUUAUUGUGAUGUGUCUUCAGUAAUUUAACUGGUCUCAUUUUUUUUAUUAGAAAUUAAUUUCCUCAUGUGAUGUCACAAAACUGUACAUACUGCAGUGUGAAGUUUUUUUAAAUCUUUCAGUGUUUACUUCCUGCAGAAGAUUUGAAUAAAUGAGAAAAAUGCAUUGUC
Motacilla alba alba is the source of this 11869-nucleotide messenger RNA. RefSeq names its product nuclear receptor interacting protein 1 (gene NRIP1). The transcript is spliced from 3 exons. The record is from RefSeq and is a predicted model, not a curated record. Lineage: Eukaryota; Metazoa; Chordata; Aves; Passeriformes; Motacillidae. Gene Ontology annotation, cellular component: nucleus. The coding region runs from base 3390 to 6884 and encodes 1164 amino acids. Gene Ontology annotation, molecular function: transcription coregulator activity; signaling receptor binding. Gene Ontology annotation, biological process: regulation of transcription by RNA polymerase II.